CUCGCACGUGUAGAAUAUUGGGCACGGACAUGCGCUGCAGCCCUGCGUGCAUUUGCACGCAGGGCUUACCAUCCUUGCCUCCGAACCGUUCAUCCACCAUGAACCAUGGUGCGAGCCACACACGGGGCGGGAUGGGGUUCCGAGUCGGGCCGCGCUGCCAGCAGUGAGAGCCGCUGCCCGAGAUCUGGCGCAGCUGCGCUCGCGUGUGGCAGCUCCUUGCCGUGUGCCUACUGGCAUCAGCGUCUAAGAUGCAGGGCGGGCAGAUGCCGCGGGGAUGCGCGUUCGGUGAAACCCGGCCUCGCCCUCCGACCCCUUUUGCGGGGCUGCUCACGAUCCGAUCUCAGUCCCCAGAGUCGGGAUAAGAAAUUGGUCUGGUCGGGGUUAGGGUCGGUCGAGUCCCUCGAGGUCAUGCCCGGGAGGCCAGAGCACUGACCUGAUUCAUUGUGGUCUUGAGGCGGAGUUCCACGGCUGAUUCGUCAGGUUCAGCGUUUGCGCUCGAGAGAUUCCCUUGAUUCGGGGGCCUAGAGCGUUGACAGGACUGUUUUUUUCAGCUCCCUACCAGACGUCGGCGUCGAUGCGACGCAGCCUGGCACGGCCCGAUGUCCCCUCCUGUCACUGCAGGGGUCAAGGCCCGACCCGCGAUCCCGAGCGAGCGGAUCCCGCUCCGAUGUCGCGCUCGGGUGCGGUCCGAUCCGCUGCCGAUCGUUUCAGAUGUUUCCCGAGCAUCCCUCCACCCCUGCAACAAUGCCCAGGUUUCGCGUUCCGAUUCGGCCCGGGCCUGUCCAGUCGGACCUCCGGCGGACGGUCUGCUUCCUCGGCCUCCGGCGGACCGCGGGCCAACGGGGCCAGCAGGAGCGGAGCGGGGGGGGCAAGCUCUGCCCCAGAGGGGAGGGGGGUCGAGGCCUCCGUGGCCGCGGCGAUGCUCACGAGCGGGGAGCACUUCUGAUGUCCGUGCUGUCCGUGCUCUCGCGGUCUAGAUGCCGAGGCGCGAGACCGUGGACUUGCGAUCCCACGGGUGCGACCCGCGCGGGGCAUCCUCUCGCGAAGCCUCCUCGUAGCGUUAUGCUCGAGGAGUCUUCACCGCGAGGCCGCGGGUAUGGAUGCGUGCCCCGCCCGCAAGUUGCGUGCGGCGAGACUCGAACUCGAUGCCUUUUAACCGAGCUGACGAAGGGCGCAAUCUCACCAUUCCGAGGUCGGGAAGUUGGUGGAUCGUUAUAUGAAGUCCUGCUUCGCAAGCAUCCCCACGGUCUCAGUCGCCUGGACAACCGAGCCGAGCUUUGGCGCCGGCGUUUCCUUUACGAUUUCAUCGCGAGCUGGUAUCGCGGAUGCAGAUUUUUUAGUGUUGCCACCAUCAGCCAGCAAUUCUUUGUCCGUCUUCUCUUGUAUCGUGUGCGUUUUGCAAAGUUGUCUGCACCGGCGAGGUUUCCGACGAGGCGCCGUCAGAGCGCGCGAGUCAUUCCGAUGUUGGAAACUGACCGCAGGUGUCAUCCGGAUAGCGAUCAGAAAAGUGAUCUUCGGCGGAAGGUUGACCUCUUCUAGCACAGCUUGAGGAUUCAAUUCGCAUCGACACUAGGGGAGCUCGUGGCAGAGCUGGUCGACGAAAGAGCUUCUCCAUGACCGCCAAUGUGUGUGCAGCCGGCCACCGAUGUCGCCAAAGCGUUCUGGUCAACUGAACACCGCUCCGAACAAGUGUGAUGC
Molecule: messenger RNA, 1698 nt
Organism: Prorocentrum cordatum
Lineage: Eukaryota; Dinophyceae; Prorocentrales; Prorocentraceae
Source: the annotation of a GenBank genome assembly